Gossypium raimondii (Peruvian cotton) is the source of this 977-nucleotide messenger RNA. Its product is annotated as structural maintenance of chromosomes protein 4-like. The transcript has 4 exons. The record is from RefSeq and is a predicted model, not a curated record. Lineage: Eukaryota; Viridiplantae; Streptophyta; Magnoliopsida; Malvales; Malvaceae. The coding region runs from base 176 to 454 and encodes 92 amino acids.
UAUUCUGACGCGUGAUGUUUAUUUCAAAUUCCCGCUAAAAAUCCCUUCUGAAAUUUUGCUCAAAUGCUUUUUAAACUUUUUCAUCUUCCUUUUAAUUGUUUAUUCCAUCAACUCGUCUCGAAGUCUCAAACCGAUUCAAUAGCAGUGAGUUGACUUAGCAGCCGCUUAUUUCCGUAUGGAGAUGGAAACGAAGGAUGAGUUCACGACUCGCGAGCCAGAGCAGGCCCAAGUGGGAUCUCGAGGACCGAGGUUAGUAAUUAACGAGAUGGUGAUGAGGAACUUCAAGUCUUAUGCCAGUGAGCAGCGCGUCGGUCCCUUUCACAAGGAGGUGGAGAAAGAUGUGAAAGCUCGAACAAGGGGUGAGAUGGGAGCAGCUAAGUCUCUUUGUACCCCAUUCGAACAACCUGAACUCUCAGAAGCACGAGUAAGCAAGCAACAUAAGUUAUUCAGCUGAAGGAUUAGGAUCAACUUUGCUACUUAGUGUGUACGAAGGUGAGACACCGUUUAAGGAAAGAUCAUGGGAUUGAGGGUGGAAUUCCUGUUGUUUUCUCUUUAGAGAAACCUAAAGCUCAGCUGCUUCCUUUUAGAGGACCAAGUGGUGAGGAAGACAACCCUUCAGAUUAUCAAGUGAGGAUGCUUGCUUCUUACUUUUGCAGUUUUAAAGUACUCUGUUUGAUCACCUAACAUCAUGCAGUGGGGAAACUCAUCCAAUAUAUUGAAGCAGAAUUUGAAAUGAGAAUUGAAAGUACAUUUGGAUGGAGCUAAAGCUGUGUUUCUUUUAGCGAUAUAUUUGAACUUGCUGGUGUUAGGUCCCUGGUUUUUGCUAUCUCUAGAUUUAAGGGUAGAAGGAAAAGGAAAAUAUUUAGGUCUACAUUAGUAUGUAAUCUACAUGUUUAAUCCAACAAUUUAAUGUGUUAUUCUGCUGUCAGAUAGUACCUGGGCAGGUUCAACAAUUUAAUGCAUUGUAUUUUUUAUUA